This is a messenger RNA of Microtus oregoni (creeping vole), 907 nucleotides long. RefSeq names its product trifunctional enzyme subunit alpha, mitochondrial-like. Bases 125 to 808 code for a protein of 227 amino acids. Lineage: Eukaryota; Metazoa; Chordata; Mammalia; Rodentia; Cricetidae. Gene Ontology annotation, molecular function: long-chain (3S)-3-hydroxyacyl-CoA dehydrogenase (NAD+) activity; enoyl-CoA hydratase activity. Gene Ontology annotation, cellular component: mitochondrial fatty acid beta-oxidation multienzyme complex. The transcript is spliced from 8 exons. Gene Ontology annotation, biological process: fatty acid beta-oxidation. The record is from RefSeq and is a predicted model, not a curated record.
CGGGGACUACUCAGAGUCUGCGUUUUAGUAAGGCGCCCUGCCGGACAGACUGAGAAAAGAAAAGUCCUCGGCUUCAUUGCGCCCAGCUACAAGAGCUUUCUACUUUCGUCCUCUUCUGCUCAAGAUGGUGGCGUCCCGGGCAAUUGGCAGUCUCAGUCGCUUCUCUGCCUUCUGGAUCCUCCGCUCCAGAGGCUGUAUUUGCCGCAGCUUUACAGCAUCUUCUGCUUUGCUGACCAGAAACCAUAUUAAUUAUGGAGUCAAAGGGGAUGUGGUGGUUAUUCGGAUUAACUCACCCAAUUCUAAGGUAAAUACAUUGAAUAAAGAAGUACAAGCAGAGUUUGCAGAAGUUAUGAAUGAAAUCUGGGCCAAUGACCAAAUCAGAAGUGCUGUCCUUAUUUCAUCAAAGCCCGGCUGCUUUGUCGCAGGUGCUGAUAUCAACAUGCUAGCCUCUUGUACAACUCCGCAAGAAGCAACACGAAUAUCACAGGAAGGACAGAGAAUGUUUGAGAAACUUGAAAAGUCCUCAAAGCCCGUUGUAGCCGCCAUCAGUGGAUCCUGCUUGGGAGGAGGACUUGAGCUCGCCUUAGCAUGCCAAUACAGAGUAGCAACAAAGGACAAAAAAACAGUAUUGGGCGUCCCUGAAGUGUUACUGGGACUCUUACCAGGAGCUGGAGGUACCCAGAGACUGCCCAAAAUGGUGGGUGUUCCUGCUGCGUUUGACAUGAUGCUGACUGGUAGAAACAUUCGUGCAGACAGAGCAAAGAAAAUGGGAUUGGUUGACCAGUUGGUGGAACCCCUGGACCACUAACAUGGAUAAAAGGAAAUCAAGUGUAUCUCUGAGUCGUAUGGACAUCUCCAGCAAAUUAAUUGAAUCCAAGGAAGAUGUCAUGGGAAUCUUGGAUAACUG